This is a messenger RNA of Fusarium sp. VM40, 387 nucleotides long. The record is from the annotation of a GenBank genome assembly. NCBI's taxonomy places the organism in Eukaryota, Fungi, Ascomycota, Sordariomycetes, Hypocreales, Nectriaceae.
AUGAUCGCAGGCAACUACGCGGACCUCAUCAUGACCAUGGACUUGUUCAAUGACGUCCUGGGACAUCUAAAGGGUGACCAGCCGGAUAUGGUGGAAUCUCGUCGGGGAAUUGUGAGGGCUGCCCAACGCUCGCACUACCAGACGCUAGUCGCCACGAGCAAAGCCUUUGCGGCUGGAGAAGACAAACUCCUGAGGAUCGGGCUCGAAGAUCCUGUAAUCUCACAGCUCAACGAUGCUUGCGGCGAGUUCAUCACGACAUUCACCAAAUAUCUGAAGAAGGCUGGGGUAGAGGACGCUGAGGUACAGCGUGUGGUUGACCUCGUACCGGUCAAGCCACUUGGUCGUCGCAAGGUUUCCGUCAGUCUGUCCCUUGGUGGUCAGAACUAG